AUGGGCUGCUGCGCUUCCAAGAAGCCUGCCACCCCCACAAAGCAGAGGUCUCCGACCCCUUUCUCCGGUGGCAGCUACUCAAUUGGCAAAGGCAAAACUGCGCCGAUCUUGAAAUCUCCGAGCAGCUCUUCAGAAAAACUGUCGACACUCACAUCAGAUGUGACUUUUCGUGUCAUGAGCGAUGCCGGAGGAGGCUUCUACCAGGUCCUGCCUGAUCAAGUUGGUGGCGAAAUCGCCGUGGGGUAUCUGCAGUUGAAUGCUUCAGAAAUCGAGCGGACGGCCCUAACGCAGCUGCCCAGCUCCAGAGAGAUCCCAGGAAGAUACCGCCUGAGAGCAUCUUCUUCGCUCCACGACAGACCUUCGCCGAAGAGCGAGGAGAUCGGAGAGGUGCCUGCAGGCGAAGAGUUGCUUCUCUUCGACUUGAGUCAUCAUGCUCAAGACGGCCAAUGUCAAGUCUAUGCGAGAGUCAAAACUCAAGGCAACUGCAUUGGCUGGAUGGUCUUGGAGGACGUGCAAGGUCCGAAAGUUGAUUCCACCAACUUGCUGGGUCCGGAUGUGGCGAAGAUUGGGAAUGACGCAGCGCAGCAGGCUUUGAAAGGCAUUGCUUCCGGCUCUGUUCCGUGGAAGGUUGGUGGGUCGUAUCGCACUUUGCAUUCCCAGCCUCUGCUAGAGCAGCCUGUGCUGGAACGACACCAAAACCAGACGAAGACGCUCUUGGAGACAGUUCCAAGCGGUUCGCUUGUGCGACUUGCGCAAAUCAACAAACUGGCGGACGAUCCUGAGAAGUCGGAGCGCAAGCUGUGGUUGAUGGUUCGUGUGGUCGAUGGCAAAAAGUCAGGAAGCUCAGGAUGGCUCAGAUCGGUGCAAGGAAACGAGUGCUUGAUGGACACGAGAGCGCAGUGGGAGGAGGAAAAGCUGGUUAUUGAAGAGCUGCUGGCAGCCUAUAAUGCUCCGAUUUCUGCACUGCGACUACCAAAACUUGGAAAGGCCGAUGGAGUGCAGGAGAUAGGAACCUCUCUUGAAGACCAGCCGAUACAAGAACUUGACGGUCAACUUGACAAUCACGAUCGUGAAGUCGCUUGUGGCCUCUGCAUGUGUCGACUUCUUCCGAUCGGAAGGUUGCACCCAGCUGUUCUCCAGGAACACGACCAUUCCCUGCCGACUGCGCCAGCGGAUUCGCAAGCACUCACAAAUGAAGAGUUUCAUCGCUGGCUGACGAACAUCUACUCGCGCUUCAACCCAAGGUUGCUGCCGAAGGUUCCAGAGUACAUGCAGAAGUACAGAGGCAGAGAGCCUGAGCUCGUGGAAAGCAUAUGUAGCAAGUAUCGUGUAGCUGUGCCUCCUGGGUGGUACAAGCUCGGCUAA
This is a messenger RNA of Symbiodinium sp. CCMP2592, 1365 nucleotides long. The record is from the annotation of a GenBank genome assembly. NCBI's taxonomy places the organism in Eukaryota, Dinophyceae, Suessiales, Symbiodiniaceae.